CAGUCACAGGAGCAGGAAGUUACCAACCGCAGGAGGAGGAGCUAAACCUCCAGUUUCUGUUUCACAGUCACAGUGUGCUCAGACGGACGGCUGACUUUCCCACAGGUAGUCAUGGACCUGGUGGAUCCCAUCCUGUCCAUGGUGCUGGAGAUCCACAGCCUGGUGGAGAAUGUGAAGGCCAAUAAGAAGCGCUGUUGCCGUGUUGCCAAGCGAGUCAAUGCUCUGGAGGAACUGUUGAAGUCCAUCAAAAAGAGGGCAAGAAGCCAAAUCUCUGCCGACGUACACCAGGCUCUCCGAGAGCUCAAAUACACUCUGGAGUCGGCGCAGAACCUGAUCAGGAAGUACGCCUCAGCCAACCUGGUGGAGCGAAUUCUGAAGUCCAGCAGCCACGGAGACGAGUUCAGCAGCAUCAACGAGCGUCUCAACGACGCCUUCCAGAUUCUGUCCGGAGCUCUGCAGGUGGAGCACAGAGACAUCCUCUACCGGGUGUUCGAAGCCACGUCCAGGAUGAGAGAAGACGAGGAUGACGGGAAGGAGGACGACGCAGAGCUGAAGACAAUGCUUCUGGAGUUCAUGAGAGACCAGCAGGAGAAAACUGAGACCAUCCUGAGACAGUUCAACGAACACAAAGCCAACGUGGAGAAUGUCCUGGAGAUGAUAAAUAAACCCAGCGUGAUGAGUGAAGUGAUCCGAAUGAUCAAACCACAGGAGCUGAAGUACAGUUAUCCCAAAGAACCCUUCAUGAAGACCCCGACCUCAGAAGUCUACAAAGGAGAGUUCCAUGGAUUCACUGUGGCCAUCAAGAGAUACACUGACCUCAUCAACACCAGUCCCGGUGAGAUACGAGCCGUCUUCAACAAGGAGGUGGAAACCAUGAAGCGGUUUGAGUCGCCCAACAUCCUACGAAUGUUUGGCAUCUGCGUCCAGGACGAGGACGGACCCAAACCACAGUUCCUCAUCGUCAUGGAGUACUGUGAGAAGGGGAGCCUCCGGGAGGUUCUGGACUCCUCCUGCAAACUGUCCUGGACCAGGAAAGCGCGUAUGUGCUGGGAUGCAGCUCGUGGACUCUACCGACUGCACCAAACAGAAGAAAAAAGUAAAGUUCAUGGAUGCAUCAAUAGCAACAAGUUUCUGGUGGCUCAAGGCUACAGAGUCAAGCUUGGAGGAUUUGAACUCGCUAAAACAGAGACAUCGCUGAAGAAGAUGACAAAGGGCAAAGAGAUUAAGUCUCUUUGCUACUCGUGUCCCCAGAAACUCAGUGACAUCAACCACCCCUACAGCAAAGACUGUGAGAUUUACAGCUUUGGAAUUGUCCUGUGGGAAAUUGCAACAAGGAAGAAGCCCUUUGAUGGUUGUUCAAGUCAGCAAAUCUAUGACAAGGUUUGUGUGGAAAAGUGUCCAGAGCCUCUUCCUGAAGACUGUCCGGAUGCACUGGGAGAGCUGGUCAAUGCAUGCCGGGCCUUCGAGAGCUUUAGCAGGCCAUCAGCAGGAGUGCUGGUGGACAAACUGCAGUGCAUGGUGGAGAGUUUGGAGGACAAAUGAAACCUUCAUCUUGAUGCAGGGUCAUCACCAGAGAGGACACACACCCGGAGAGUUCAGAAAGUGACCCGUACGGACUCUCACACAAAUAACAGCUUUAAUUCUGUUGCUUUUAAAAGCAUUUUUCCUGCAGCUAAAUCUGGGAUAUGAGGAAAGCUCUCAUAGUAGUCCAACUUUCAACUUCCUCUGCUGUGCUGUCAGACGCCUGAGUGUAGCACAACAACGACACCCACAAGAUGUAAUAAUACGAGGUCUGUUAGAAAAGUAUCGGACCCUUUUAUUUUUUUCAAAAACCUGAUGGAUUUGAAUCACGUGUGCUUGCAUGAGCUAACCUUGAACCUUCGUGCUCAUGCGUGAUUUUU
Molecule: messenger RNA, 1901 nt
Organism: Thalassophryne amazonica
Lineage: Eukaryota; Metazoa; Chordata; Actinopteri; Batrachoidiformes; Batrachoididae
Product: mixed lineage kinase domain-like protein
Exons: 11
Coding region: 112-1542 (476 amino acids)
Biological process (GO): protein phosphorylation; cell surface receptor signaling pathway
Molecular function (GO): ATP binding; protein kinase activity
Source: RefSeq, a predicted model, not a curated record